Molecule: messenger RNA, 4399 nt
Organism: Manihot esculenta (cassava)
Lineage: Eukaryota; Viridiplantae; Streptophyta; Magnoliopsida; Malpighiales; Euphorbiaceae
Product: DNA-directed RNA polymerase I subunit 2
Exons: 29
Coding region: 477-4016 (1179 amino acids)
Biological process (GO): DNA-templated transcription
Cellular component (GO): nucleus; RNA polymerase I complex
Molecular function (GO): ribonucleoside binding; DNA-directed RNA polymerase activity; DNA binding
Source: RefSeq, a predicted model, not a curated record
AAAUUGGUGUUAGGUGAUGCAUCUUAAACCCUUCCGCCCCUAAACCUCCUUCAGCCGUAACCCCUUGUUCUUCCGUUAUCUAAUCCUCCUCGCGGCCGCUGUCGCUCAGGGGAAUCUCCGAGUCUGUCCCUCGUUCCAGUCACUUGUCGUCACUCAUUUUCUUCGUGGGCUGUCUUUGGAGUCCUAUACCGUCUGUUGCUGCUGUCUUUGGGAGACCUCUGUUAUCGUCUUUGGAGUGAUCGACGCUUUUUAACAUCUCCUCACCCAUCAGCCAGACACUUGGGGUCCGACCUUUCCUUAUAUCUCAGGAUUGGAGUUUGGAGACCUUUCUUGACCUUCGGGAGUUUGGUUGUCUUUUUGUUUGUUGACUUUGGGUUUCUGGUUGUUGCUGCGGCUUAUGUUUGUCUAGAUAAGCCUGAACUGUUAUUGGCUUCUUACAUGAACAAAAAACUUCUUUCUCAACCAGUCAGAAGCUAAUGGCGGAAAAGAAGGAAAGGUCAGGCGCUGCAAUGGGGGACUGUAGAGAGUUGCAAGAGCUCGCCAGGCACCACAUAGAUUCGUUUGAUUAUAUGGUCGAGCGAGGAUUGGAAAUUAUGCUGGAUAAUAUUAAGCCUGUGAAAAUUUCAGAUUCUUCCACCAAUACAAGUCUCAAAUUGUAUUUGAGUAACCCAAGAGUAUACGAGCCACUAAAGGAAAGUUCGAGGACGAAGCACAAACGUCUGCUUCCAUUUGAGUGUCGUCAAGCAAAGAUUUCUUACACAGGAAAGUUUGAGGCAGAGGUUUGCUUUGAAUAUCAUGGCAGAGCAGUUAUCAGGGAGAAGUAUAAUUUCGGGCAGUUUCCUAUAAUGUUAAGGUCAAAGCUCUGUCACUUGUCUGGUGCUGAUUCCCAAAAACUGGUUUCCCUCAAGGAAGAAUCAGCAGAGAUGGGCGGCUACUUCAUUUUGAAUGGGCUUGAGAGAGUUGUUCGACUUCUAAUAAUGCCGAAGCGGAAUUAUCCAAUGAGUAUGGUUCGAGGAUCAUUUCGUGAUCGCCGGGAAGGAUACACUGAUAAGGCAGUUGUUAUAAGGUGUGUACGAGAAUAUCAAUCUUCAUUAACAGAUCAAUCAUCAGUAACAGUUAAAUUGUAUUACCUUCGAAGUGGAAGUGCAAGACUUGGAUUUUGGAUACAAGGGAGGGAGUACUUGCUACCUGUUGGUAUUGUUCUGAAGGCACUUGUUGAGGCUUCAGAGCGAGAAAUUUUUGAGAAGUUGACUUGUUGUUAUGAUGAGAAAUAUGAGAAGACAAAGGGGGCUGUUGGCUCUCAGCUUGUGGGUGAAAGGGCAAAAAUUAUUCUUGAUGAAGUCCGGGAGUUGUCUCUUUUCACUCAGGCUGAAUGUCUGCGGCAUAUUGGGGAACAUUUUCAACCUGUCAUGGAUGGGCUGGAAAGAGAAACUUACUCUAAUGUGGCUCAUGCAGUUCUAAAAGAUUACAUAUUUGUACAUCUUAAUAAUUAUGAUGACAAGUUCAAUCUGCUCAUCUUCAUGUUGCAGAAACUUUUCUCCCUUGUAGACCGGACUUCUGUGCCUGACAAUCCAGAUUCGUUGCAAAAUCAGGAAGUAUUACUUCCUGGGCACCUUAUUACCAUUUAUCUCAAGGAAAAACUAGAAGAUUGGCUGCGUAAAGCCAAGAAGGUUAUUCAAGAUGAGAUUGCAAAAAACAACAAUUUUAAUCUUUUAUCAGUUUCAGAUGUCAAGAAGGUGAUGGAUAGAAAUCCAUCAACAUCGAUCAGUUUAGCUGUGGAAAAUAUUCUGAAAACUGGAAGACUGGUAACACAAACAGGACUAGACUUACAGCAGAGAGCUGGUUACACAGUUCAAGCAGAGAGGCUCAAUUUUCUACGUUUUCUUUCCUUUUUCCGGGCUGUGCAUCGAGGGGCUUCUUUUGCUGGACUGCGCACAACAAGUGUGCGGAAAUUGUUACCUGAAUCUUGGGGUUUUCUUUGCCCUGUCCAUACACCUGAUGGGGAGCCUUGUGGGUUGCUGAACCAUAUGACUCGUUCUUGUAGAAUCACUUCAUACUUUGAUUCACAGGGAGCUGUUAAAGAUUUUUUUGAUAUAAGAAAGUCUAUACUUGGUGUUUUGACUGGUCUUGGAAUGACUUCUUCAUUGCCAAAGUUUGUUCACAUUGGCCCUCCUCAAGUUCUUUAUGUUCUUCUAGAUGGUCGUUUUGUUGGCUCCAUACCUUCAAGUGAGAUUGAAAAAGUUGUUGCUCACUUACGAAGAUUAAAAGUCUCAGCUGCUUCAGUGAUUCCUGACGAUCUGGAGGUCGGAUAUGUUCCGUUGAGCAUGGGUGGUGCAUAUCCUGGUUUAUAUCUAUUCACAUCUCCUUCCAGAUUUAUUCGGCCAGUUAGAAAUAUUUCUAUCCCCACUGAGGAUGGUCAAAAUAUUGAACUUAUAGGACCAUUUGAACAGGUUUUUAUGGAAAUAAGAUGUCCAGAUGGUGGAAAUGGCGGAAGAAGUGAUUCCUUUCCUGCAACUCAUGAAGAAAGUCAUCCAACUGAUAUGCUUAGUGUGGUGGCUAACCUUACACCUUGGUCAGAUCACAAUCAAAGCCCACGAAAUAUGUACCAGUGCCAGAUGGCAAAACAAACAAUGGCUUUCUCUUUACAAUCUCUUCGCUUCCGUGCUGAUCAGAAGCUAUAUCAUCUUCAGACCCCUCAGACUCCCAUUGUGCGCACAAGUUCAUAUGUAAAGUACUGCAUAGAUGAGUAUCCGACAGGCACAAAUGCAAUAGUUGCAGUACUUGCUUAUACUGGGUAUGAUAUGGAGGAUGCCAUGAUUCUGAACAAGUCAUCUGUUGAGCGUGGUAUGUGCCAUGGACAAAUUUACCAGACAGAGACCAUUGACUUAGCUGAAGAAGGUAGCAGGUCUGAUAGAGACCAAAGAAUGUUUAGGAGGAGUAACCUUGAUAAGUCCUUGCACUCUGUGAUUGAUUCAGAUGGACUUCCAUAUGUUGGUCAGAUAAUACAUCCAAAUGAACCCUAUUGUUGCAUUUAUAAUGAGAUAACAAAUACAACAAGAACCAACAACCGAAAAGGUUCAGACCCUGUAAUUGUUGACUAUGUUGCUGUUGAUACAAAAAACAAGAAGAAUCUUCAGAAGGUGAAUAUACGAUUUCGGCAUCCCAGAAACCCUAUUAUUGGUGAUAAAUUUAGUAGUAGACAUGGACAGAAGGGUGUCUGCUCCCAAUUGUGGCCAGACAUUGAUAUGCCAUUUUCUGGAGUUACUGGAAUGCGUCCUGAUCUGAUCAUCAAUCCUCAUGCAUUUCCUUCAAGAAUGACAAUUGCAAUGCUUUUAGAAUCUCUUGCUGCUAAGGGAGGUAGUUUAAAUGGGAAAUUUGUGGAUGCGACACCGUUUGCUGGUUCAGUUAAAAAGGCUAAUGGAGAAACCAGAUCAGAAUCUGAAUCACUUGUUGAUGAUCUUGGUGAAAUGCUAAGAUCUCAUGGGUUUAACUAUCAUGGUGUGGAGGUUCUAUAUAGUGGAGUUUAUGGAACAGAACUCACAUGCGAAAUAUUUAUUGGGCCAGUUUACUAUCAGCGCCUUCGCCAUAUGGUUUCAGAUAAAUUUCAGGUAAGAUCAACUGGAACUGUUGACCAGAUUACUAGACAGCCAAUUAAAGGAAGAAAGCGUGGUGGAGGUAUCCGUUUUGGAGAAAUGGAACGAGAUGCCAUGCUUGCUCAUGGGGCAGCAUAUUUAUUACAUGACAGACUUCAUACAUGUUCAGAUUAUCACAUUGCUGAUGUAUGUUCUUUAUGUGGAAGCAUACUCACUACAUCAUUUGUCCAGCAACAAAAGCGGGUAGUGCGAGAUAUUGGCGGGUUACCUCCAGUGAGGGCUCCAAAAAAGGUGGCAUGCCAUGCAUGCAAAACAAGCAAGGGGAUGGAAACUGUUGCCAUGCCUUACGUAUUUAGAUAUUUGGCUGCCGAGUUAGCAGCGAUGAACAUAAAAAUGAAUGUCCAGCUAAGUGCUGGUGCUUGAAUGUGAACCUUGCUGUUGUAAGAGAUGAUCACUGGAGUUCUGGUACAAUUUUGCUUUCAAUAUUCAUGGGUCCACGCUAUUUAUAUAGGAGAUGCAGCUUGAUGUUUUUCAGCAAAAGGGAUAUGGGAGAGAGGAAUUUGAAUUCCCGACUCUUUCUUUAGCUGGGGAAUCGGAAAUGACUUGGCUUUCCUGUACAUGUAUUCAUCCUUUUGUAAACAAUUACAGUUUGUGAGGUUGAAAAACGCCUAAAGGCAAAGCAAUUUUCCCCUCGAAAGUAAACAGCCCUUAUAUCUGUAUUAUUUAUUGGCCUGUCUUGAAUCCAUGGGAGCAUUAUAUUCCAAGAAGCCUAUUGAAAUGUGCAUGUGAAAGAUGAUUUUUUUUUC